This is a messenger RNA of Vespa mandarinia (Asian giant hornet), 2763 nucleotides long. RefSeq names its product Neurotactin (gene Nrt). The record is from RefSeq and is a predicted model, not a curated record. Lineage: Eukaryota; Metazoa; Arthropoda; Insecta; Hymenoptera; Vespidae.
CGAUGCUUCAGUUACGCGCUUGCCGUUGUCGCGAGUAUGCAAUAAGAAGAGAAAGAAAGUAGUUUUCGAUAAUUUUAUCGCAUAAUCGUACUAGUUGCAACGUUCACUGUUCUUUUUCUUUCUCUGCAUCUCUCUCUCAUUCUCUCUCUCUUUUUUCUGUUUCUUUCGAUUUUUCAUUAUCGAGUAAAAACGAACGAAAAGAAAUUCUUUGUGAACAAUUUACGUUCAUCUCGUCGCGUUCCAUUAUUACAGUGUGAAGCUGGAUGACCAUCGUUGUCGAACGUUACUUGAAAGAGUGGUGAACGAUGAGCCAAGCGGAUCAGGACAAAGAUAAAAGUAUGGACAAAAAGGAAAUUGCGGAGGAGGAGAGGGAGAAGAUGCUAAACGCCGAGAACACUAAACAUACCGGUGCUGCACCUGCAUCUGAUUUAGAAUCCGAGGAGAAUAAACCGAAGAAGAAGAUACCAAUUGGCGGUAUCAAGAUGCCAGGAUUUUGUCGUACCAAGAGCAAGGAACCAUGCAAGGACGAUGAAACCAAACCCGCUGAAUUGACAGAUACAGAAACUACAGCUGUUAUGACAAAGGAAAACGAACAAAAUGCGUCUCCUGCUCCUGAGAAACCAACAACCCCGGCAAAGGACUCAAAGGAGAAGGAAGGACGAAAGGGCAUUCUAAAUGCCAUUAGAUUACCGCUAGUAUCCGUAUUUCCUAGAAAGAAGAAUAAGGAUGGAGAUGCUGACUUGGGAACGACUGGUACCGCUGGUUUGGCCAGUAUCGAAACCCUUGAUGACGGUGGGACAGAAAAAAAUCCUAUCGCUAAUGAGGAUGGCAUGGAAACGGUACGUUUAGAUAGCGACGCUGCUGAUGGAGCAGAACUUCCAAAACGUCAAGUCUGUGCAGUUUGCGUGAGAGCUGCAAGGCGAAAUUUAUUUGCCUUAGCUGCUUCAUUGUGUAUUCUACUGUCGGUGAUUAUUAUCAUAUGUGUCGCUUGUAAUGGACCAAGAAGAAGCGCUAAUCAAUCUCAUAAGACCGGCAAGUACAUAGAAGCGGUAACAUCAUGUGGACCCAUACAAGGUGUCUUAGAAGAUGGUGCAUACGCUUUUCGUGGAAUACCAUAUGCUGUCCCACCAGUUGAAAAUCGUCGAUGGCAAACCGCUGAACCGCUCAGUAGACUCGAACACUGUUGGAACGGAACUUAUUUGGCUCACAAUGCCUCGGAGAUGUGUUGGCAACGUGAAACUUCCGGUAGAAUUGACGGGGUCGAGGAUUGCCUCUAUCUUGAUGUAUUUACGCCAGACGUACGAUAUGAUUCACCUUUACCGGUAGUAGUCAUGAUCGGUGCGGAAACUUUAAGCGGUUCAUCGCCUGGUGUAAUGCAACCAUCGGCAAAACUCGCUCGUGUUCGUGAUAUGAUCUUCGUCAGACCUAACUUUCGAUUGGGAAUUUUCGGAUUCUUAGCGACCGAACCACUUUCUCGAGCUACACAUCCACCUACGUCCGGUAAUUACGGACUCUCGGACAUCAUAGCCGCCCUACAAUGGGUUCAAUUGAAUAUCCAGUAUUUUGGUGGCAACAAAACUUCCGUAACUCUUUGGGGUCAUAGAGCUGGUGGUACUUUAGUCACGACACUCGUAGGAAUACGAAAAACUCGUAAUCUCUUUUCGAGAGUCUGGGUCUCAAGCGGUAGCGCAAUUUUCCCUCGUAAAGAGCUUAAAAAGUCUGAACAACAGAGCGAACAGUUUCUUAAUUCCAUUCGAUGCACGGAUGCGAAUUGUUUGCGUAGCAAGGGUGCUGAAGAUCUGAUAGAUGCCGUACCGGAAACUUGGCACAGUAGCUUUGUUGGGCUGCCGGAAACGAGAGAGACUUUGGCGAGGGAUCGAAUGCACGAGUGGCUUGUUCUAGAUGGUGCUAUCUUACAGGAACAUGUUGGUGAGAUUUGGGUGAGGGACGAGUUGCCUGUUAAGGUCGUUAUGGGUACCACUGCCCACUCCGGAACUCCGGCACGAUAUCUCUCUUCGGAUGUUAUUUUCAACUCCACUCAAAUAGAAAAGAUCAUUCGUGAAUCUUUAUUAGGCACUAGCGGAUUAGCGGAUGAAGCUCUCAGACGAUACAACGCUACUUUUGAAGGUCUGGUUAGAAUGAUAUCGGACAUACGAGUGGUCUGUCCAUUGAUGACAGUUGCCAGCAUGAAAUCGAAUGUUCCAUUCUAUGUAGCAACUCAGCCACGUGGAAACUUGGCAGAUCCUGAUAGCGAUGCAGCAGCUAUACUUGGUACUUAUGCUGCAAGAACGCCAGAAGAAAAAAGGCAUGUAUCGGCAAUGCAACAGUUGUUCAAUCAUUAUGUAUGGCACGGAGAAGUAGCUCAAGCUGAUCCGUCAGGUGCGAAUAGAGUUCUGAUUGUUAGUCAGGAUCCCUUACCGCAGCACGAUUAUCCAAAUUGCGAUUUUUGGAUACAAAAGGAUAUCGUUCCCUUGUAUGGGCGAGUCGAUUAAAUUUCAUUGUUGUCCUGAUCUUCGUAUAAGGUCCAAUUUAUUUAAGAAUCUUCAUUGGAAACACGCGUUAUCCGUUGAAUUUCCAUGAACGAAGGAUUCUUUUCAUGAGGUUAUAUACAUUGACAUUUAAAUAGAUAACUAAUUAAUGUUUUAUGAGAUACGAAAUAUUACAAAAAAAAAAAAAAAAGGAAAGAAAAAAAUCGUACCUCUGUAACAUGACGAGCAACAGUAUCUAUUAGGAUUGGCGAUUAAAUAAAGCGGAACGGUGAAA